This is a messenger RNA of Cyprinodon variegatus (sheepshead minnow), 1472 nucleotides long. It is a transcript of the gene ascl1b, whose product is annotated as achaete-scute homolog 1b-like. Gene Ontology annotation, cellular component: RNA polymerase II transcription regulator complex. The record is from RefSeq and is a predicted model, not a curated record. Gene Ontology annotation, molecular function: RNA polymerase II transcription regulatory region sequence-specific DNA binding; DNA-binding transcription factor activity, RNA polymerase II-specific; protein dimerization activity. Lineage: Eukaryota; Metazoa; Chordata; Actinopteri; Cyprinodontiformes; Cyprinodontidae. The transcript has a single exon. The coding region runs from base 188 to 793 and encodes 201 amino acids. Gene Ontology annotation, biological process: positive regulation of transcription by RNA polymerase II; sensory organ development; neuron differentiation.
GGCGCGUGUUGAAAAAGAGGAGUGCUGCCAAAGUUUGGGUCAGAUCGGCUCGUGGAGUGUAAGCAGUCAAGAGAGAGUUGGAAGAGAGUUAGCCACACGGUCCCCACGCGAAGGACACGAGAGCUGAACACUGCCAGCCCACUCACGUAUUCCCUGAAUUCAUCACAUUAGACGAACUGUCAGCGAGAUGGAAACCGCGACCAUCACCACCACGCAAACGGCAUUCACCUUUGGACGCACCACCCUCAGCCUGCACGCCCCAGCGGUCCAGGACGCACCGGGUCCUGACGCACACCAGAACACCAGCGCAGCCCUCGCCUUCCAGAGCAAAAACAAGGUGCUGAAGAGACAGCGCUCCAGCUCCCCGGAGCUGCUUCGAUGCAAGCGCCGCCUGAGCUUCAACGGGCUCGGUUACUCCAUCCCCCAGCAGCAACCCGUGGCUGUGGCCCGGCGGAACGAGAGGGAGCGAAACCGGGUCAAGCAGGUCAACAUGGGCUUCCAGACGCUGCGUCAGCACGUGCCGAACGGUGCCGCCAACAAGAAGAUGAGUAAAGUGGAGACGCUGAGGUCUGCGGUGGAGUACAUCAGGGCUCUACAGCAGCUCUUGGACGAGCACGACGCGGUCUCAGCCGCUUUCCAGUGCGGGCUGCCGUCCCCGACCCUCUCCAACAGCUACUCCGCCGACCCGGAGUCACCUCACUCAACCUACUCAUCAGACGAAGGCAGCUACGAACCUCUGAGCUCAGAGGAGCAGGAACUGUUGGACUUUACCACCUGGUUCGACAGGUAUUGAUGCUGUCAGCCCUUAAUCCAAAACAUCAGCAUGGAUUUGAGAAGUGCUGACCCAGCUUUCUUUAACCUGCGCGCUGUGCCUGCAGGGGAACUGUAUCUCCUAAAGCUUCUGAGGGAGCAAAGCAAUAGUGAGAAAACGAGAGAGAGGGAGCAUCCUGUCGCAGAUCAAAAGUGGCCCAGCUGAAAGUAAGAAAGAAGAGGAGCUGGACUCACAUCGAUGCGUGCAAACGUUGGCGCUCUGUUGGAUUUUAAGUGCAAUUAAAGCUGCAGGACCCUGCAGAGACGGAGCUCCGAUUCCUGCAGGACUGCCUUCCUCACCCGCUGCACUUUUUGUCUCCCGCCUGGAAGAUGACGCGUCAACAGACUUGUUCAUUUAUGACGUAGUAGCUUACAUUUUGUAACACUAUCAUAGGACAAUUUGUUUUAACACGGAGACAUUAUUUUUGUACAAUGAGCCAAACAAAAAAAAAAAAAUGUUAUUACUGCCACUUUUCUGACAGCCAGCUGUCAGGUAUGGCAUGUGUGACGUGUAUGACUACCUGUGACAGAUUGUAGUUUUUCUUCUUUUUGAUAGACAUUUAUUGAUGUAUGCACUUGUUUCUCGUAGCUGAAAAAUGUAAAUAUUCAAUUUUAACAGAUAUAUUUUGUGUAAAACAAGUUUUUUUUAUAAAUAAAGUCAA